CAAGUAAAAACACUAGGAUAUACAUUUCAAGCGAGACACAUGGAGGGGAAGAAAGAGGAGGAGUACUGCCAAAGGGGAAACGCAAUUGAGAGUGUGAAUACAGCUCUGUUUACAGCCGGAUUACUACUCUUAAUGGUCUGCUUCAAACGUGAUUUGCCCUUGUUUCUUGUUGAACAAUGGCGAGCUUGGGUGUUUCUUGUGUUAAACCUUGUGCUUUUAGCUAUUUUUUUCACUUCCGUGAACCCGAUCACCUCAACCCAAAACCCAGAGAGCAAGAACAAUGACGAAGAAACGAAGAAGCAAAGCAGGCAUUGCAAGUUGUCCAAUGAAGUUGAAGCAUGCAAACAGGACCCCGUCGAGUCAAACAAAAGAAGCAACGAAGCUGAGGGUAAACUAGAGAAAGAGGCGGCGGUUGAACAAAACAAUGAGCUUCCCAAGCUGUCAAAGGAGGAGCUGAAUGAGAGAGUGGAAGCUUUCAUUGCCAUGUUCAGGCAGCAUUUGGCUGCGGAUGCAAGGAAAGGAAGAGACAAGUUACAGAGAAAAGGAGGCGAUGUGAAGCACAUGAAGCUUUCAUCCGGUGGAGUAAAUUGUUUUGUUUUUAAAGUGCAGGGGUAAUUAUUUCCAAUUCAGAGCUUGAAUUGUUAUUUGAUUCACAAUUUUUUUUUUUUUUGGUAGUGAAUGAACAAUUUUCUUCCAUUUUUUAAGUCACAUUACAAAAUCA
Molecule: messenger RNA, 721 nt
Organism: Theobroma umbraticum
Lineage: Eukaryota; Viridiplantae; Streptophyta; Magnoliopsida; Malvales; Malvaceae
Product: Putative membrane lipoprotein
Source: RefSeq, a predicted model, not a curated record